UUGUCUGAGACCCUAGAGGAAGGAGGAUGUUCCUUUGCUGUCUUCGGACUACUCGAGGCUCAGGCCACAAGAAAAACAACAGGGAAGGCCGUGGUGGUGUCUGGAGGCGUAGGGUUCACUCUUCGCUUCGACACCUCUGGCCAUUUGCCAGAAAGAAAACAAACCACAAAGACCAGGGUGAGAAUGUAUCCGCCCCAGAAGAUCCGAGGGAGCACUGUACACAGUCACACGUCAGUGCCGACACAUUGAAAAAGCUGGUGAACCACUUGGUCCCUUCCCUGCAGAGUGGGGACCCUUUCUUCAUCCCUGCAUUUCUCUCCACAUACAGAAGGUUUGCCACCACCCUGCAGGUGCUAAAUCUGCUGUUCAAACGCUAUGAAUACUUCCGCCCUAAUUCUGAAGAGGAUGAACAAGUAAAGAACACCCUCUGUAGCUUCCUGAACACAUGGAUGGACAAGAACACUGAGGACUUCUGUCAGACCUCAGACCUGCUCCCUCUAAAUUAUCUGAAGACCUACUUGAGCAUGAACAUGCCAGAUUCGGAUCUUAAUGUCCGUGUCACUAGGCUCCUGACCCAGUUGCAGAAAGAACAGGCCAAUGUUUCACAGGCCAAAGAUGAGUAUGACUCAGAUCUGGAGAGCAACACAUCCUCAUACCCAGAGCUUGAAGGAUAUUGACUAGCAGGGAAAACAGCCAUUCUGGAACCAGAACCAACUUGUGUACCAGAGCUGGAGAGCACAAAAACCACCAGAAGUUUCUGUGACCCAUGUUUAGCUAGAGCCAGAUGUGUCAGCAGCUGUCUAGCCAGCACACCUGAUAACUGCUGCGGAACCUGUAUCUCAGCAUGUCUGUAGAUACAGUGUAUUUUUCAUAUAUCACACCCUUGUUAAAGUGGGUCUACCUACUUAGACAAUGGCCCUGUCAUCCCUUAUCCCUUAUUUGAUUCUAUCUAGACAGCUCCACUUUUCCUGCCCCACAGAAUCACCCCUGGUUUCAGUCCAGCAGCAGUCCAGGCCCCACAACCAGCCUUCCCCUCCCCUGAGAAAUAGCCUUUUUACUCUUCCUAAUCUUUUCAAUGGUGUGUUUAACUAUUGUUUUGAAUACAUUGUUUGUGCUUGUUUCUCCUUGUCUAAAAUAAAACCAAUCUAAUAAUGAGAG
Molecule: messenger RNA, 1158 nt
Organism: Mus caroli (Ryukyu mouse)
Lineage: Eukaryota; Metazoa; Chordata; Mammalia; Rodentia; Muridae
Product: ral guanine nucleotide dissociation stimulator-like
Source: RefSeq, a predicted model, not a curated record